This is a messenger RNA of Musa acuminata AAA Group (dessert banana), 3669 nucleotides long. RefSeq names its product transcription factor TCP20-like. The coding region runs from base 2205 to 3116 and encodes 303 amino acids. Gene Ontology annotation, molecular function: DNA-binding transcription factor activity; sequence-specific DNA binding. Gene Ontology annotation, cellular component: nucleus. Lineage: Eukaryota; Viridiplantae; Streptophyta; Magnoliopsida; Zingiberales; Musaceae. The record is from RefSeq and is a predicted model, not a curated record. The transcript is spliced from 12 exons.
UUGGCGUUGUGGAGGAGAGAGAGAGCCAACUAUGCCACCAAAUUCACCUCCUCCUCUUCCUCCGCCGCCUAGGCCAUUCUCCGAGUCGUCGACCCUCCUCCGAUCAUUUCCAAGAAGCGUUCUUGCGCGAAGAAUCGACCUCUCUCCGAAAAAUUGGAACUUGAGCCUUGUCUGAAGCAAGAAGCUGUCACUGUACCUAUAUCCACUGCAAAGAAGCUCCUUUAAAGAUUCUGAAAAAUGGUGGCUUGCUUGGUUUGUCUUCGGAAGAAUAUAAUAAAGUGGUUUUUUUAGACGCAAGUGAACGGGAAUCUACUGUUCAUCACUGUGUUCGGAGCUUGUGGCGACUUUGCCAAGAAGACAAAACUUCCUGCCCUUUUCGCACUUUAUUAUGAAGACUGCCUUCCAGACGUCUGGUUUAUCAUUCAACUGAACUUGGUUAUGUACGAACGAAGAUGAUGAGCAAGACACUUUCGUGCAGAAUUGACAAAAGGGAGAAUUCUGGUGAGAAGAUGGAGCAGUUUCUGAAAAGAUGCUUCUAUCAUGCAGGUCAAUAUAUUGCGAAGCCUGACAAGAAGCUGAAAGAACACGGGCUAGUUCUUGUAUCUAUAAGAUGAGGAUAUCCUCAAUUUUAGAAGUUUGACUCUGAUGAAGAAAUAAUAAUAAAAUUGGAACUGAUCUUGAUUGAGCAACAAAUGAGCCUGUCAUCAGGGUGCAGCCUCACGACAAGCUCAUUCACAUGAAGGUCAAUAACAAGAUUCCUUGAUUGGGAAUGAGAUUAGACCAAAGUCUCAUUUAUAUCUUCUUUAUGCAUCAAGAUACUCCAAGGAGAUACCAGAUGUGCAUGAGUGGCUGCUUCUUGAUGCCAUGGAGGUAGAAUGAAGGCUGUUCAUUUGUUCUGGUGAACUGGAUGCUGCUUGAGAGCUGUUCAUGCCACUGCUCAGGAAUUUUGUGGAGAAUAUAGCAUCAGGGCUCUACCUUUACAGGAACCAUGCACCAAUAAGAGCUCAUUAUCUUGCAGCCAAAUACAAUGUCAGUUGUAGUGACCUCAGUGCAUCAGAGUAAUGUUUUUGCUGCCACUUUAGCAGGAGACACACCAAUAAAUUAAUUCAAGAGAACCACAGAUAAGCAAUAACAUUUGGGCACUGUGUUGUUCCUCUUUAAUUUUGCUGCAUAAAUGCACUGCCAUAUAGGCUUGUAGGAAUCUUAAGUUUGGUAAUCAGCACGACAUAUAGUUGGGUUUCUUCUUUGUACAGCACAGUACUUGCAACAGAUUUCAUGGUGGACUUCUAUCAGCUCCAAGGUGUUCAACAAGUCCCGACUAUUUGAAGUGCGCAACAUAGAUCAUCAUAGUUGUUGAUCCAUAUGCAUAUGAUCUGACAAAGUUUAUACCGAUUGUGACUGCUGAAUUUGGUUACUGCUUGUGACAAUGAUACUCUGGUCAACAGAUUCUACUUGGCAAUGCCCUGUGGAGAGGGUGGAGGACUGCGCAAAGAUGACUGCGUUGAGGACAAGCCGCGGCACAGCACCGAGACACUGUGGUGGUUCAAUGCAACUUGUAUGAUGCCAUUCUUUGUGCAGGAAGUGGUGGGUUGGAAUCUGUGGUGGUGCUGCAGCAGUGUGCCAGGCAUCAAGCAACACUAGGAGAAGUUGCAAUGGUUGCAACAUUCUACACACUCGAGCCCCGGAAGCCUAUCAUCCAUGGUGUCAUAUAUCCUUCCCUUGGCUGAGGUUUUCAUGACAAAUGGUGGAGCAAAGAUAAAGAAUCAUGUAUCGAGUACCAUUUCCCUUUAAUUCGGAUGACACCCACGAAGACAACCAUGUUCAUUCAAGCUCUAAAUCUUCUCCCACAAAGACAAAGGAGAAGCCCGGGAAGCGUAAUCAAUGAUUUCUCUUGUCGAGUGAGGUGAAUUGUAUUACUUCUGAGAACCAUGAGGGGUUGAUGUAGUCCUUCAGGAGGCCAUAUGGUGGUGUAUAAGUGUAUCGAGCCCCCACACAUCAGAUUUGUGAGAGAUGAUAUCACCCUUCAUAACAGGUUCCCAUGACAAGGGCCUAUAAGAUUGGGAUCUACUGCAUAUUCUAGAUUCAGCUGAAAGCUCCACCUGGAAGGAAGGAGUUCCAGUGUUCCCAGACUCCAUAAUAUCCCCAUUGAUAAGGUCAGGAUAGGCUACCCAAUCAGGUCAAACAGUGGAUGGAUCAGGCAAAGAAUGACCCACCUAGUGAGAGCCAAAAAGGACGACGAUCUGGUUUCCCCGAAGCUGCCCCAGGCACUGGUGGUGGACUCGGCUGUCCAAGAGAGCAUAGACCGGCAGGUGGUGAUGGCCUCCCAACCCAACGUGGAUGCCCAACUUCAAGCCACAGUAGAGAAGGGGGAGCAAAGGCGGCACCUUGCACCGAAGCGGAGCUCCAACAAGGACCGCCACACCAAGGUUGAGGGCCGCGGUCGCCGGGUCCGUAUGCCCGCCCUAUGCGCUGCGCGCAUCUUCCAGCUCACCCGCGAGCUCGGGCACAAGACCGACGGCGAGACCAUCCAGUGGCUUCUCCAACAGGCGGAGCCCUCCAUCAUCGCCGCCACGGGCUCCGGAUCCAUCCCGGCCUUGGUCCUCACGUCGUCCUCUGCCAGCGCCAGCUCUACUCCGACUGCUUCCGCCACGGCCUCGCUCGGCCUGCACCACUACAACCUCCAAGAAUUAGGGCACAGCAGAGCUAAUUGGGCGACGCCCGGCAGUCAUCUUGGGCGAUCCCACCCGGAAUUUUGGAUGACGCCGGUCGACGGGUCCAAUGCUAGUUUCUUACAAUCAGCAACGGCGGCAGUGCCUCUGGUGUCGAAUAUGCCGAGAUUUGGGUUUAGCGGGCUGGAAUUGCCCACUAGUGGCAUCAACCCGAUGACCUUCGUGCCACUGCUGGGCGGCCAGCGGCAGCCGAUGCCGGGACUAGAGAUCUCAGUUUCGCAACAUGGGCAGGUUGGGAUUUUUAAGCCUCAGCCACUGAGUCAAUUCUAUCAGCAUAUAGCGCAGGGCAGCGGGAACAGCGCCGGGAGUUAUCAGUUGCAGCAGCAAGAACAAGAACAACAACAGUCUCUCACCUCUGAUGAAAAUUCAGAGGGAUCGACGCAAUAGGAAACAUUGGAAUUUGAUGAGUUCGAUUUAUACACUCGAAGGGACGGCUGUCACCAUCUUGAAACAAAGAGAGCUACAGUGUCUCCUAUCCUCGACCUCCUCUUUGCUGUGCUUCUUCUCCAUGUCGUCGCAGCUAGUAUCCUUGGUCUCUCGAUCAUUCAGGUGCAGCAGACCGGUACCGGGCAGAAGGCUGGCUAUGAUCCCUUGGUGAAGGUGGACAACCUGUGUCGCUGCACCAUUCCGACUCCAUGUUGAUUGAGCCAAUCUGUUUCUACGAGAUCACUGUCGAGUUCCGGCGUGCAUGGCACAGAGCCUUGAAGAGUAUGUCUCAUGCAACUGAGUCACCGGUGAUAGAACCAGAACGGCUUACAAGUGUGCAGGGUAAGAGCAGCUCGAUCUAAUUUGGAUAAUUGUGAUUGUAUUGAAGUGCAUGGCCGGAUGGGACAAUUAUGUUUCCGAGACCAGUAUGCUUGAAGGAUUCUGAGAGAGUCCUUCCAAGCUUUUGAUUAGAGUUUUCAAUUAUAAGCAGAACAUGUCGUUGACUUCUCUUCAA